AGCUCUGGACUCUGCUCCACACCUCCUCUGGUUGGAGACCUGGAGGCUGCUCGUGUCCCUCCGUCUGUCUCAGUGUCCUUACCUCCACCCUGCUCAGCGUCCUUCCUCGGGGGGGAGAGUCCGAGGAUUUCUAGCAGGAGGAGAAUGAGCAGAAGUCUUUCAUAGCUCAGUAUCUUUAUCCUUCAGAAAAAGAGACGGUGGAGAAGUUCUGCUUCAUCUCUGGGAACCGUCUGAGCUCGGCCUGAAGAUGAGGAGGCAUCGCCUGCUCCCCCUGUGCGUCCUUCUGGGGCUCCUGUUUGCAGCUUUCCCCGUUAAGCUCCACGCUCAGGACGCACCAGAUUCAGCUGACCUAAUAUUCUUAAUUGAUGGAUCACAGAACGUUGGAGCAGCUAACUUCCUCUAUGUGCGCGAAUGGCUUCUGAGAGUCAUUGAGCGCCUCUCUGUGGGCAGUGACAGCAUUAGGGUGGGUUUGGUCCAGUACGACAAUGACCCCAAAAUCCAAUUCUAUCUGAAUAGCUUUUAUGAGAAAUCCUCAGUCCUGGAAGAGGUGAAAGGACUGACCUUCUCCGGUGGCUAUGAAUCCAACCUGGGUGCUGCCCUGGUGGACGUGGCUCAGAGGCUGUUUGAGAAAGCGGCCGGAGGCAGGGCAGAGGAGGGCGUACCCCGUAUUUUGGUGAUCGUCAGUGCCGGAGAACCCAGUGAUGACGUUAGUGUCAGUCUACAGGCCCUCACAAGCGCCCAGGUGUUCACAUUAGGGGUGUCGAUUGGUCCAUCCGAUGCUGCAUAUCUGGAAGAGGUGGCCAUAGAUCAAGCUUUUGUUCUAAAAGCAGACAAUGUCAGAACAUUGUCAGCCACCGUCGAUCAGCUUGUCAGCUUCAUUACCGGCUUCGCCACAGGCGCCCUUGAAAUUAAGACGGAGUUCUCCGAAGUGGUACCAGUUGGAAAGCGAGACAUUGUUUUCCUGGUCGACAGCACAAUGGGAACAGCUGUCAUCAACACUGUACGCGAAUACAUCAGGCGGUUCGUCAGCGCCAGGGAAAUCGGUCCAGAUGCCGUCCAAGUUGGUAUUGCCCAGUUCACGACGGACACGAGGCUGUUGAUGGACCUCAACAGCCACGCAGAUAAGGCUUCUUUGCUGGCUGGUUUGUCUGGCGUCAAGCCGAGACAGGGACAGAAAAUCAACAUUGGAUCCGCCUUGAACUUUGUGCGAGAGGAAAUGUUGAGACCUGAAAAGGGAAGCCGCAUCGAGCAGGGCGUUCCUCAGCUGGUGCUGCUGAUAGUCAGUAAAAGCUCAGAUGACGACCUGGAGGGACCAAGUCAGGCUCUGAAGGCCAUGGGCGUUCUGACUCUGGCUGCAGGAUCCAAGGCUGCUAACCAGCAGGAGCUCAAUCAGAUCGCCUUGUCUGAAGCAAUGGUGUUCAUGGCAAAAGAUUUUAGACAACUGUUUCGCAACGCCCGGGAAAUAACCGACGCGCUCCUCACCCUGUCUGGGGUGGUGGUGGUCCCCAAUCUAGACGAGGAGAUCAUCGUGGAGAGGCCUAGAGUUGUACGUGACAUUGUGUUCCUUGUGGAUGGAUCAAACUAUGUCGGCCGAAAUAACCUGCCCUUCAUAAGAGACUUCAUGAUCAACGUGGUCAACCAGCUGGAAAUAAGCCCUGAUCAGGUCCAAAUCGGCCUCAUGCAGUUUGCAGAGCAGCCAAGGGUUGAAUUUUACCUGAACACCUACAACAACAAGAGGGAUGUUGUGGCCAAAAUCUCCGGACUGAGGCUUACUGGAGGCUCGGUCCUGAACACAGGAGCUGCAAUGAAUUACGCUUUGCAGAACAUGUUUCAGCCAUCAGCUGGGUUACGCAAGAAAGCUGUGCAAGUGUUGGUUCUCAUCACAGGUGGUCCACCCCAGGAUAACGCAUUAAGUGAGGCAGAUAGAUUGGCUUUGGCAAAUAUUGUGACUUUCACUGUCAGUUCUGGGCAAGCAGACGAAGAUGUAAUGAGAAAAAUUGCAUUCGUUACAAAUCUGGCUUAUCACCAACAAAGCUUCUCGGAAUUUCCAGCCUUGGCCGAAAUCAUCAUGCCAAGUCUAAUAACGGUGGUUGGUGCUACGGAAGUCGACGAUCAAGACUCUAAAAGAGAUGUUGCUUUCCUGAUUGAUGGCACUGACGGUGUUCGAGGAGAUUUUGGCUACAUCCGCGAUUUUAUCCUUCGGGUCAUUGAGCCACUUGACAUUGGCAUUGACAAAGUACGCAUCUCAGUGGUUCAACACAGUGAGAGACCCUAUCCAGUCUUCAACCUCAACACCUACCAGACUAAGGAAGAGGUGAUCAGGGCGGUUAGGGGAAUGACCCUCGCUGGUGGACGCAGCUUGAAUACGGGAGCCGCUCUGAGAUACAUGAAGACCACCACAUUGUCUGACAGCAAUGGCAGCCGGAGUUCUGAAAGUGUCCCUCAGUUCCUCAUUGUUUUGGCUGCAGACAGAUCCAUGGAUAGCGUAAAAGAACCUGCGGGUGAUCUGAAGACGGAUGGAGUUGUACCACUUGGAGUUGGUGUCAAGAAUGCUGACAAGAGGCAGAUCGUAGAUAUUUCCCACAACCCUGCCUUGGCCUUCAAUGUGAAGGAAUUCACUGAACUUGAAACGAUACCACCGAAGAUCAACUCCUACAUCGGUUUGUCCGCGGACCAGCUUGCACUAGCCCUGCAAGUGGUGAGGCAGCAUACAGGAAGAGAUGUGGUGUUCUUGCUGGAUGGAUCUGACGGCACAAGAUCUGGCUUCCCAGCUAUGCGAGAUUUUGUCCAAAGAGUAGUAGAAACUCUUAGUGUGGAUGACAACAAAGACCGUGUGUCAGUGGUUCAGUACAGCAGGGAUCAAGCUGUCCACUUCUAUUUGAACACCUACAUGACUAAAGGCCAGAUCCUUGAUGCCGUCAGGGGUUUGAGGCACAAAGGUGGAAGACCCCUUAACACUGGAGCAGCUCUCCAGUACUUGCGGGAUAACGUCUUCACUGCCUCUGCAGGAAGCAGGCAGUCGGAGGGAGUUCCUCAGGUCCUUAUAUUUCUAAGUGGUGGACGAUCUUCAGACAGUGUCGACGCACCAGUGGCUGCUCUCAAACAGAUGGGCGUCUUGAUCUUUGCAAUUGGAAGCAGACGCUCUAAUAGCAGAGAAUUAGAAAAAGUAUCCUACGCUCCCAACUAUACUUUUUAUGUGUCCGAGUUUACUGACCUUCCCAGUGUCCAACAAGAACUUCAGACCUCUGUGGAAUCCAUGGUUUUUGUCGCUACUCUUGAAUCACCAACUGUACAUGGCCCUCGGAGAGACAUUGUUUUUCUUGUUGAUGGAUCCGAUAGUGUUGGACGAGAAUUCGCCAUCAUCCAAGAGUUCAUCCGUAGGUUGGUGGAGAGCCUUGAUGUGGGAGAAAACAAAGUCCGAAUUGGUGUGGUCCAGUAUGGUGACUCUUCCCAGGCUGACAUGUAUCUCAAUACAUACAACACAAAAGAAGGUGUACUGAACGGCAUCAGGGAAAUGAGACAGCUUGGAGGAAGACAGCGUAACCUGGGCCAAGCCCUGAAGUUUCUCAGGAACAGUGUUAUGAUACCAGCACAAGGAAGCAGGAAGCAAGAAGGUGUACCACAGUUUGCCGUUGUUGUGUCCAGCAGGCCUUCAACAGAUAAUGUCAGGCUUGAAGCCAAUUCUCUCAAAACAUCUGGAGUUAUCCCGUUAAGCAUUGGUACCAGGGAGAUCGACCCCACAGAGCUACGUAUGGUGUCAUACAUCCCAAGAUAUUCUUUCACUGUUGAUGACCUCCCUGGCCUGUACACAGCUGAAGAAAGCGUCCGUGAAACACUAACAACAUUAUCAGAUGAAGAGAUUGCAGCAUUGAGGCCUGAAAUCCCAACUGAAGUAGUGCCACCACCACCACCACCAUCACCACGGGGAGACGGGGAUAAAAGAGACGUUGUAUUUCUCAUCGAUGGUAGUAUCGCAACACGUAGUGAAUUUCCAUCCGUUCGUGAAAUGAUAAGAAGAGUCGUGAGCCAGCUGGAUGUAGGACUUGAUAGGGUCAGAGUUUCAGUGGUGCAGUACAGCGAUGAUACGAAACUAGAAUUCCUUCUUAAUGAGUACUCCACCAAAAGGGAAGUGGACCAGGCUGUGUCAAAGCUCAGAAGCAUGGCUGGAAGUCGUCUGAACACGGGGCGUGCCCUUGAGUGGGUUGCCAGGAACAUCUACCAGAGAUCUGCUGGAAGUCGUGUUGAGGAAGGUGUGCCUCAGUUCCUUAUUCUGGUUACAGGCGGGAAGUCUUCAGAUGACGUAUCCACACAUGCUAACCAGCUUAAGAGAAAUCUGGUUGCACCUGUUGCCAUUGGUUCAAGAAAUGCAGAUUUAGAUGAGCUGCGACAGAUUUCCCUAAGGCCAGAGCUUGUGUACUCUGUUGACAGUUUCCAACAACUACCAAGAGUGGAACCCCAGCUCAUUAAUUCUGUCCGAACAAUAACCACCACUGACAUCACAAGAGGUGUUCCAGUACAAGAAGAGCUACUGGAUAUUGGGAAGAAGGAUAUCAUUUUCCUUGUUGAUGGUUCAGACAGCACAGGUCCUGAUGGCAUUGCCUAUAUUCGGGACUUUAUCAUCAGCAUUGUCCAACAACUUGAUGUGCAGCCUGAAAAAGUUCGCAUUGCUGUUGUCCAGUAUUCAGACAGAACCCAAACAGAGUUCUCACUUCGGACACACAGCAGCAAGCAAGAUGUGUUGUCUGCUAUCAAACGCCUUCGUCAGCUUGGUGGACGUUCCUCAAACCUGGCCAGUGCCAUUGAUUAUGUCUUGGAGAGGGAAGUAAAACCAUCAGCUGGCGUUCGUCUAUCAGAGGCCUCCCAGCAUCUUGUGGUUCUCACAGGUGAAAAGUCCAGCCAGUCAGUUUCUCUCUUUGGACCUCUGUUGAAGAAAAGACGAGUGAACUGCAUUGGAGUUGGGACUAUGAAUGCUGACAGAAGUCAACUUGGUGAAAUCGCCUCAUCUUCAGAAGAUGUUGUUACUGUACUGUCAUUCCCAAAUUUGCCAACUGCAAAAACAAAGGUUGUUUCCAGACUGACAGGGAUGGCAGUGGUAGAUGAACCAGACGACUCUGACACUGAAUAUAAUAAUGUGCCAGGACCCAAAAAGGCUGAUAUAGUGUUCCUAAUGGAUGGAUCCAUCAACCUUGGCCUAGAAAACUUCAAGAUAGUUAGGGACUUUAUUAUGACUUUGGUUGAUUCAUUCUUCGGUGAAACAGACGACCUACGAAUUGCACUCGCACAGUAUUCCACGGAUGUGACUGAUGCCUUCUACUUCAACACCUUCAAGGACAGGGAGGAAGUUGUGGAGGCCAUUGGCAGCAUAGAAUACAAAGGUGGACGUAGAAUCAAUACUGGUGCAGCCAUUCGCCAUGUUCAGGAUAUCCAUUUCACCAGGCAGAAAGGCAGUAGGAUGGAUGAAGGCAUCCCUCAGAUCCUCAUGCUCAUCACUGGAGGUCGCUCAAGUGAUGAUGGGAAGACAGCAGCACUGGGUCUGAAAAGCAAAGGUGUGAAAGUCUUUGCUUUAGGGACUGGAGACAUUCAAGAGGAGCUGGAGAACAUGGCAAGUCGAACUUCCACCACGUUCCGAGGACAGGACUUCGAGGACUUAUCACAGCUCCUGGAGCAAAUCCUGCAGACAUUAGAUGAUGAAGUCAAGGGGGAUGGUUGUACUGAUUCCCAAACACUGGUAACAGCUUGCGAUGUUGAGGUGUUAGUCGGCUUCGAUGUGUCUGGCCAGAACAUCUUCAGAACUCAAAACAACCUUGAGAAAAAGAUGGAAGCCAUUCUGCAAAUAAUUUCAAAAAUGGCACCAAUCAGUUGCUCGGGAGGCCAGAGUCCAUCCAUCCAAAUCGGUAUGCUGGCCAUGGAUUCUGCCUCUGAGCCUGUCCAGAUCGACUUUACAGACAAUCCAAAGGAGCUGUUUGAGGCCUUCAAAGGUCUGCAGAGUCGGGGCCCCUUCGUCCUCAACGCUCAGACCAUCGUCGCCUAUAAGAACCGGUUCAGACAGGGUAGCAACAUAAAGGUAAUCAUUCAUCUGACUGACGGCCUUGAUGCUCCAUACUCUGAAGUAAAAAGACAAGUUGAAGAGCUUCGUCAGUCAGUCAACAGCUUCAUCGUGGUUGGGCUGGAACGAGCAGAACGGUUUGAGGAGGCUUUACUUUUGGAAUACGGUCGUGGCUUUAGGUACACAAGACCCCUAAGACUCAAUGUCAUGGACCUAGAGUAUGAGCUUUUUGAGGAACUGGACAACAUUGCGGAGCGUGAAUGCUGUGGCGUUCCAUGUAAAUGUACUGGGAACAGGGGAGAUCGAGGGGCAGUUGGGAUGCCAGGGAUUAAGGGUAGUCCAGGAUUCCCAGGGAGCCAAGGACAUCCUGGAGACGAGGGUGGACCAGGAGAAAGAGGUCCACCUGGUGUUAAUGGGACUCAGGGUUUCCAGGGAUGUCCUGGACAGAGAGGAGUCAAGGGCUCUCGUGGCCUCUCUGGAGAAAAGGGUGAAAUGGGAGAAAUUGGACUUGAUGGCAUUAACGGGGAAGAAGGGCUAAGUGGAAUCGCUGGGCCUCCGGGUGACAGAGGAAACCCUGGAGGGAGAGGUCCCAAAGGAGCGAAAGGAAAAACAGGCGACAUAGGUCAAAGGGGAAUCAGAGGUGACCCUGGAACGAGGGGACAGGAUAACGACACUCCAGGACCUAAGGGAGACCGUGGGGAUGCUGGCCUGCCGGGAGACCCUGGUUUAGACGGAGUGAUAGGAGAACGGGGGGAAAAUGGCAGACAGGGUCUGGAUGGUAACAGAGGCCAACCGGGAUCACCUGGACGUCCCGGGUCAGCCGGAGCAAAAGGUCUGCCAGGACAGCAGGGCAUCGCAGGAUCAAGAGGUCGAGCUGGACCAAUCGGUACUCCAGGACCUAAAGGGGAGGAUGGGAAUGCCGGUCCUAGAGGUCCUGGUGGUAUCCCGGGUCCCGCCGGAGAUACAGGAAGAAGAGGACCUCUUGGUCGCAAGGGAGAACCGGGAGAUCCAGGACCACCUGGUGAGGGCGGUUCCAUUGGACCCCAUGGAGAACCAGGUCCAGAUGGUAGCGAUGGUUUCGGUCCGAAGGGUGAGAAAGGAAGACAGGGAGGUACUGGUUUCCCAGGGAACCCCGGACCAAAGGGGGAAGCUGGAGACCCUGGAAAACUGGGUGGACCUGGAGCCCGAGGAAACCGCGGACAGAGAGGAGUAUCUGGGAAACCUGGACUGCCUGGACAGAAGGGAGAGGAUGGGUAUUCUGGACCCUACGGACCCAAAGGACCAAGAGGACCAGGUGUUGUGCAAUGUGACCUAGUCCAGAAGAUCAGAGAUAACUGCCCUUGCUGUUUUGGUAAGGAGGAAUGUCCGGUCUACCCCACGGAGCUGGCUUUCGCCCUGGAUGUCUCCCAGACUGUCGAUCGCCAAGUUUUCAACAACAUGCGAGACACUGCCGCUCUCCUUGUUAAAAACAUCACCAUCGCUGAGAGUAACUGUCCAAGAGGCGCUCGCGUUGCUCUGACACUGUACAGCAACGAGGUCAUCACUGAGGUCCGGUUUGCCGACGCAUUGAAGAAACGGUCGCUGGUGGAUCGCAUCGAGGGACUGCAAAAACCAAGAUCCAACAAGGAAGCAAGUUUGGAAACAGCCAUGACCUUUGUGGCCCAGAACACCUUCAAGAGAGUGCGCAGUGGUUUCCUUAUGAGGAAAGUGGCCGUCUUCUUUGUUGGUCACCGGGUUAGGCAGACUCAGAGAAUCACUAAUGCCGCUCUUCGCCUUCACGAUGCUGGGAUAGCUACCUUGAUCUUGGUGAACAGUGAGAACAGAGAGCUCAGCCGGGCUGUGCAGGUGAACAAUACAGCGCUGGCCCAGGUUAUAGUUCUUCCUGCCUCCGGAAGCUCUCAGUACAACUCAGCCUUCAAGAAGGUCCUGAACUGCCACGUCUGCUUCGAUUUCUGCUCUCCGGAUCAGGUCUGUGACUUUAUACCCCCAGCGACCAGCCGAGACCGGAGGUCGCUGACCUCUGAUGUGGACAUUGACAUGGCGUUCGUCAUUGACAGCUCUGAGACCACGUUCCCCUCCUUCUUCAUUGAGAUUAAACGAUACAUAGCUCACAUCGUAGAAGCUCUCCACGUGACUUCGGAUCCCAUGACAUCUGUUCAUCAUGCUAGAGUAGCUGUUGUCCAGCAAGCUCCUUAUGCGUUUCUCCGCAACAGAACUGGUCUUCCCAUCCACGUGGACUUUGGCUUGACCCAACACCGCUCUGCUCCAGACAUCGUCAGGUUCCUGCUGGAGAAGACGGAGCAGCUGGAGGGCGGCCGUGCCCUCGCCUCGGCCAUCGAGUCCACAGUGGAGCAGGUGUUUGAAAAAGCGCCGCUGCAGCGCGACAGGAAGGUGAUUGUCCUCUUUGUGACCGGCAGCGUAGCGGAGGAAGAGGAGCAGCUGGUCCGCGUUGCCAGUGAGAUCAAAUGCAGAGGAUUCUUCCUGGUGAUUUUUGGCGUGGGUAAAGCGCUGGGUCCCAGAGACGCUUACGUUCUGUCCCGCAUGGCGAGCGAACCUUCAGAUGUCUUCUUCAAACGCCUCGACCUCAUUUCUGACUUCUAUGACAAACACAUCCAGACGUUUGGGCAGCUGUUUGCAAAGUACAUCAGCUUUGAAAACCGUCCUGAACUGUCCAAGAACUGUGCGUGGGUGCAGAGUGACCAGCCCCUGAAAAGCCCCCUCCCACCAGCUCCCCAUCAGGAGAAACAACAGAAACACUAUGAAACUAACCAGGCCGUUCAUGACAAGAAGCUUCAUGCUGCAGACGAGCUGCACGUCGCCAACGUCACGUCCAGCAGCUUCAGGUUACAGUGGAGCAUCUUGGAUCCCAAACUCUUCGUCUACUUUGAAGUGGUGGUGACUCGACUGACCGACCACGCCUUGGUUGUGAAGACCAACGUCUCCGGCACGGAGAUAGCUCUGGACAACCUGGAAAGUUCUCAGACGUAUCACGCUGUGGUCACGGCAUACACAGCUGAGGGUCUCAUUGUUUCCACCCGCAAGGGCAUCGUUGAAACCAAAGCAGCCAGCCCAGGCAGCGCACCUGUAACCAGCAGACCACUGGAAAAACCUGAACCAGAACCUGAACCAGAAGCUAAACCAGAACCGGAACCUGAACGAGAACCAGAACCACAACCAGAACCAGAACCAGAACCGGUCAAUGACCUGGCAGAGCCGUGCUCACUUGACUUUGACCCCGGGCAGCCGUGCAAAGACUAUCAGGCUAAGUGGUUCUUUGACAGAAAGAACGGGUUCUGUGCAGAGUUCUGGUAUGGAGGGUGUGGAGGCAAUGAGAAUAGGUUCGACACAGAAGCCCUUUGCUUAGAAAACUGCAUGAAGUCAGCCCUGGAGCCUCAGCCAGAGGAGCAGAAAGCUGAACAGAUGGAGGUUCUUCCAGCUCCUGGUGAGAACCUGACUCCUCAGAGUUCACUUCAGGAACAGCAAUAAGAGAAAACAUGUUAGCAU
Cyprinodon variegatus (sheepshead minnow) is the source of this 9550-nucleotide messenger RNA. RefSeq names its product collagen, type VI, alpha 3 (gene col6a3). The transcript has 44 exons. The record is from RefSeq and is a predicted model, not a curated record. Gene Ontology annotation, molecular function: protein binding; serine-type endopeptidase inhibitor activity. The coding region runs from base 248 to 9532 and encodes 3094 amino acids. NCBI's taxonomy places the organism in Eukaryota, Metazoa, Chordata, Actinopteri, Cyprinodontiformes, Cyprinodontidae.